This is a messenger RNA of Sporisorium graminicola, 1458 nucleotides long. RefSeq lists its product as uncharacterized. Gene Ontology annotation, cellular component: plasma membrane. The transcript has a single exon. Lineage: Eukaryota; Fungi; Basidiomycota; Ustilaginomycetes; Ustilaginales; Ustilaginaceae. Bases 1 to 1458 code for a protein of 485 amino acids. Gene Ontology annotation, biological process: pantothenate import across plasma membrane. Gene Ontology annotation, molecular function: pantothenate transmembrane transporter activity. The record is from RefSeq and is a predicted model, not a curated record.
AUGGGCGCGCUUCACAAAGUCCGCGUCUUCCUGUGGGGCGAAAAGCCGGCGACAAAACUCGAACAGCGUCUGGUGCUCAAGAUCGACUGCGUCGUCAUGACGUUCUGCACGCUCCUCUUCUUGUCCAACUACCUGAAUCGCGCCAACUUCUCCAACGCCUACCUGACCGGCAUGAAGGAAGACCUGCACUUCCACGGCAAGCAGUUCAACCAGGUCAACUCGAUCUUCACCGCGGGCUACAUCAUCGGCCUGUGGCCCAACAACCUGAUCCUCCAAGUCGUCCCGCCGCGCUACUGGCUGCCGUUCUGCGGCGCCAUGUGGGGGAUUCUGUCGGCGUGCUUGGCGGCGACCAAGACGCCGGAGCAGGUCAUGGCGAUCCGCUUCCUGCAGGCCUUGUUCGAGAGCUCGACGUUUACCGGGUGUCAUUGGAUCUUGGGCUCGUGGUACAAGGAGGAGGAGCUCGGCAAGAGAUCCGGCAUCUUUUCCACGUUUGCCCAGAUGGGCUCGCUGUGGUCCGGUGUCAUGCAGGGGCGCAUCAGUCAGACGAUGAACGGGCACUUGGGGCUCAAGAGCUACCAAUGGUUGUUUAUCGUCGACUUCUGCCUGGCGAUGCCGAUUGCGCUGUUUGGGUUCCUGCUGUUCCCAGACACGCCCAGGAAGACCAAGGCGUGGUUCCUGACGCAGGAGGAGCGCGAGCUGGCUGUGGCGCGCUUGCCGCAGCACGAGCCGACCAAGCUCUCCUGGAACCUGGUCAAGCGCGUCUUUGGCCGCUGGCACAUCUACAUGUUUGCGCUCCUGUUUGGCUUCGGCAGCAUGCUCGAGUCUGCAGGCAUCAACAGCGUCAUGGGCUUCUGGUUCAAAUCCAUGCACUUUUCCAAGGCCCAGAUCAACUACUACCCGCUCAGCCUGAUCAGCAUCGCCAUCUUCCUCACGCUCAUUGCGGCGUACACGACCGACUAUGUGGGUAGCCGCUUCUGGGUCAACCCGCUGAUGGGCGUCAUCGUGAGCGUGAGCAGCAUCAUGCUGCUCGUGUGGGACAUCCCGUAUGGCGCCAAGUUCUUUGCGUUUGCGAUUCAGGGCGCCGGGUACAUGGGGCAGGCGACCAACUUCGCCUGGGCCAACAUCGUGUGUCGCAGGGACGACCAGGAACGCGCCAUGGUGCUCGCGGGCAUGAAUGUGCUCAGCAACAUCGUCAACUCGUGGUGGAGCAUCACCUUCUGGGCGGCCACCGAUGCGCCCAAGUACAGAGACGGCUGGAUCAGCAUGUUGCCCCUGGCUGUCUUUGUCACGUUGGUCUCGCUGGCGAUUGUGUAUCUCGAGAGGCGCGAGAAGAGGAAUAGCGCGGGCAUGUAUCCCGUGGGUGAGGAACAGCCACAGACGUACACUCUGCCUGCAGACAAGCCUGUGGUCACUGACCACGACGACGAUGCCGCAUCGUCAGACAAGGAGAAGCCAUAA